Molecule: messenger RNA, 4517 nt
Organism: Balaenoptera musculus (blue whale)
Lineage: Eukaryota; Metazoa; Chordata; Mammalia; Artiodactyla; Balaenopteridae
Gene: RUFY1
Product: RUN and FYVE domain containing 1
Exons: 18
Coding region: 498-2612 (704 amino acids)
Biological process (GO): protein transport; regulation of endocytosis
Cellular component (GO): cytoplasm
Molecular function (GO): metal ion binding
Source: RefSeq, a predicted model, not a curated record
CGGAUCUUCUGAUUCCCAGUCCACCACAGUGUGCUCGUUCCUGCCAAGCUGUAGAUUUGUUAUUUUUUUUAAAAAGUCCUGCUUUCCUGCCUCACCUGUCCCACAGUUUCCUUACCCGCUCUUUUAGGGCUUAUUCUGAAAACUGCUGCAGAAAAAUCACUAAGUAGAAGUAAAGCAUGAAAUGAAAAUGAAAAAGAGGAAAUAGUGUCACAAAAAAAACUACGGCCAUGUGGGCUGUGCCCAAGCCAGGUUGGAUGCACCACAACAAAAGGAGAAAGCCCAAGAAUAACUUCCACGAAAACAAGUCGUCCCAGGUGAUGAGAACGUGGGUGCUUCUUAUGAUUUGCACUUUCCCGAGCUUUUUUAAAAUGAAAGAAAAGAAAGGAGGGCGGUAAUAAGGAAGUCCCGUCGCGAACACGAAAAACUAGUAGCAAGGGCGCAAAAGCGCCCGCCCGCGCCGAGUCCGCUGCCUGCUGGGGCCACGUGACAAGACCAAGAUGGCCGACGGGGAAGACCGCUGCCGGGCGGGGCAGGAGCCGGGGCCGGAGCCGGGAGAAGAGUUUGAGAUCGUGGACCGGAGCCAGCUGCCGGGCCCAGGCGAACUGCGGAGGGCGGCGAAGCCGCGUGCGGCGGCGGAAGGCUGGUCGGCGCCCAUCCUGACCCUGGCGCGGAAGGCCACUGGCAACCUGUCGGCGAGCUGCGGAAGCGCGCUGCGCGCAGCCGCUGGGCUGGGCGGUGCGGACGGCGGCGCGGAGGGCGCGGCGCGCGCAGCUUCCAAGUGCCAGAUGAUGGAGGAGCGUGUCAACCUGAUGCACAUGAUGAAACUCAGCAUCAAGGUCUUACUCCAGUCUGCCCUGAGCCUGGGCCGCAGCCUGGAUGCAGACCAUGCCCCCUUGCAGCAGUUCUUUGUAGUGAUGGAGCACUGCCUCAAACAUGGGCUGAAAGUUAAGAAGAGUUUUAUUGGCCAAAAUAAAUCUUUCUUUGGUCCUUUGGAGCUGGUGGAGAAACUUUGUCCAGAAGCGUCAGAUAUAGCCACUAGUGUCAGAAAUCUGCCAGAAUUAAAUUUGAUUCUCUGUUUGAAUUCCAGGACAGCUGUGGGAAGGGGCAGAGCUUGGCUUUAUCUUGCACUCAUGCAGAAGAAACUGGCAGAUUAUCUGAAAGUGCUUAUAGACAAUAAACAUCUCUUAAGUGAGUUCUAUGAGCCUGAGGCAUUAAUGAUGGAGGAAGAAGGGAUGGUGAUUGUUGGUCUGCUGGUGGGACUCAAUGUGCUUGAUGCCAACCUCUGUUUAAAAGGAGAAGACUUGGAUUCUCAGGUUGGAGUGAUCGAUUUUUCUCUCUACAUUAAAGAUGUGCAGGAUCUUGAUGGUGGCAAAGAACAUGAAAGAAUUACUGAUGUCCUUGAUCAAAAAAAUUAUGUGGAAGAACUUAACCGGCACUUAAGCUGCACAGUUGGGGAUCUUCAAACCAAGAUAGAAGGGUUGGAAAAGACUAAUUCAAAGCUUCAAGAAGAGCUUUCAGCUGCAACAGACCGAAUUUGUUCACUUCAAGAAGAACAGCAACAAUUAAGAGAACAAAAUGAAUUAAUUCGUGAGAAAAGCGAAAAAAGCGUAGAGAUAACAAAACAGGAUACAAAAGUUGAGCUGGAGACUUACAAGCAGACUCGGCAAGGUCUGGAUGAAAUGUACAAUGACGUGUGGAAGCAGCUGAAGGAGGAGAAGAAAGCCCGUUUGGAACUAGAAAAAGAACUGGAGCUACAAAUUGGAAUGAAAACCGAAAUGGAAAUCGCAAUGAAGUUACUAGAAAAGGACACGCACGAGAAGCAGGACACUCUAGUUGCCCUUCGCCAGCAGCUGGAGGAAGUCAAAGCAAUUAACUUACAGAUGUUUCACAAAGUUCAGAAUGCGGAGAGCAGUUUACAACAGAAGAAUGAAGCCAUCACAUCUUUUGAAGAAAAAACCAAUCAAGUUAUGUCCAGCAUGAAACAAAUGGAAGAAAGGUUACAGCACUCAGAGAGGGCAAGGCAGGGGGCCGAGGAGCGGAGCCACAAGCUGCAGCAGGAGCUCGGCGGGAGGAGCAGCGCUUUGCAGCAGCAGCUCUCCCAGCUGCACGAGCAGUGCUCAAGUCUAGAGAAAGAGCUGAAAUCAGAAAAAGAGCAAAGACAGGCUCUUCAGCGAGAAUUACAGCAUGAGAAAGACACUUCCUCUCUACUCCGAGCAGAGCUACAGCAAGUAGAAGGAUUAAAAAAGGAGCUGCGGGAGCUCCAGGAUGAGAAGACAGAGUUACAGAAGGUUUGUGACGAGCAGGAACAAGCCCUCCAGGAAAUGGGUCUGCACCUCAGCCAGUCAAAGCUGAAGAUGGAAGACAUCAAAGAAGUAAAUAAGGCACUGAAGGGCCAUACUUGGCUGAAAGACGAUGAAGCCACGCACUGUAAGCAGUGUGAAAAGGAGUUCUCCAUUUCCCGGAGAAAGAAAAUGAAGGAGCUGUGUCAGCUUCACAGGAUGCCCCGAGCAACCCCCAUUUCAGGACUAGAGGCCCUUGGUGAGGGCGGCUGCAUUCAAGGUGAAGACCUGAGCCUGCUGUGUCCUGGGGUGCAGGCUGCUCUGCCCAGUUGAGCCAAAGACAAGUUGGGCUGUUAAGUCCAACAAGCACAGAGAAAGUACCUGUCACCAAAGCCCAAAAGUUGUUCCCUUAUAUGUUUGGGUUGGCCAGAAAGUUCACUCGGGUUUUUCCUAACAUCUUAAAGAAAAACACGAAUCUGUAUGGCCAGCCUCCAAAACUGUGUGCCCAGCUCCAAAGCUGCAUUCAUUCCAAACUGCAGAUUUCCACAAGGUUCCAAAUAACCACAAUGUUUCUAGAGUUCUUUCAAGUUUCUAAUUCUAGUCCCUUUUCUUCCUCCAAUAAGGCAUGGUUUUCAAAAACUAGAGGACCAGGGGAAGGAACCCUCCUUGUGUCCAAUUCCCCAGACAUGGAGUAACUCAGUAAGAUCUCAGGGGCAGCAGCUGAACACCAGUGUUCAACAGUGCCUCCCCAGAAAAUUAUCAAGUACAACACUUCGGUAUCCCCAACCCAACUGAAGGUAUGCACCCAGCCUUCAGAGAGCGUGUGGCAGGGCAGGCGGACUGCAGGGCCCUUCGUGCAUACCUUCCACAAUGCUGCCAUCUACAGUCUGUAAAUUAACGACUAUCAUUCCAAGCAGUUUUUCAGAGUAUACUCACCAUACUCACCUCACCCAAGAGGAAACCUUCAGCAGUCACAGCAAGUAAAAAUGUACACAUGUGGCUUCAAACAGCACAAGCCUAUAUUCACAGCUCCGAUUCUUAAUUCUAACCUCAAUACAGCGAACUUUUUCUAUUAGAGGGAUGAUGAAUGAGUGGCAAUUCCCAAACUAGUGUUAAGUAUCUGAAGGGAAACCUAGAACUACACUUGUAAGAACUGCUUACUACUUUCCUAGCAAAUGUCUGAGUUCUCACCUACGAUAAUGGUUUCAAUUACUGAUUUAAACGAAUCAUUUGUUCUCCUAAAGUACAACUUGGUAUUCUACUUCAGAAGCUUUGUAAAUAAAUGGAAUAAUGUCACUCUUAAGUAGACUUGAUCUUGAGGAAUGAGGCAAAAAUAAAGGUUGAAACCUCAAUGUGAAAGUCCUCUAUGAGCUAGCUCCUUCUAGAAGAUACCCCAUAUAAGCAAAAUUCGAAAGAUGCCACCAGACUAGGAAGGGCAGCUCUAGUCAGCCACCCCUUGCCUCUGGCACUUCCUCAGCCAUGCUCAAAGACUUCCAUGGACAUGCACAGCAUGCAGUCAGGAGACUUCUGCCUCCCCCUUGGCUUUGUGCAAGUGCUUAGCAAGUCAAAGGCAAUUCAGAUCAGAUCCUGUGCAGCCAGGCCAGACAUACAAGUCCUUCCACAGGGCCCCAGAGCUACAUUUACCUUCAGUUGCACUGGAGGGAAGAGAGAUCUGAAGACAUCUACAAAACGGCCACAACUGCCGAGCCUGUCUGCCACAGCCAGAGACGUGGGCCACUGUUCACCUACGCCCCAGGCAGGAAUAGAUCACCAAGAAACAGUCCACAUGACACUGAAGCACAGACAAGACAAAGUGCAGUUUUUAAAAGGAAGAUUUAUUCAACAAGUUUCACUUAGCGCAAUACACCUAAAAGGAAAAUCACAAUACAAUGAAAAGAUUUAAAUCAAGGCCUCAGAAUUUCAUACGAACACCAAGACCAAAAUCCUAAAGUACUGGUAUUGCGUCUCAAAUUUUCCCCAUUAACUUAAAAAAAAAGCUUAAACUUACGUGCCAUAGAGGUUAUUAAAUGAAACUAGAAUUAACAAACAUGCCAAAUGUUUCACUUUUAAUUGUAGACACAGCUAUAUUGAGUUUUACAAAAAAGCAUGUCUUUCAACAAUGCAUCCAACAGUGUUCAAUGUAAUGUGGUGUAAGCAACAUUUAACAUAAUUCAACUGCUUUAACCUAAAUACACCUACUGCUUAAGUACAUCCUACAAUAUAACUAAUGUGAGAAAA